AUGCAUAGGACGAUUCCUAUCGAGAAUGGGCAGCAAGUGAGUGUUGUGGCUGCGAGUUCGAUAUCAAUUUCGAUUGCGGUUAUUGCCGUGGGCUUGAGGCUUGUGGCUAAGAGGAUACGGAAUAGGGUUGAUUGGAGCGAUUGGUGUAUCGUUAUUGCUUGUCUGUGGAAUGCGGCUUUGCACGGGACUUGCAUUUCGCUGGUUACAUAUGGCGGGUUUGGAUUCCAUAUUGCGGAAAUCAUGCAGCGGUUUGGACCGGAGACGACUACGUACUUCUUCAAGGGUAUCAUGGCCUUCUCCAUGCUCUGGAACGCAACCGUAUGCUUUAGUAAACUCUCUGUCUUACUCAUGUACUCGGCCUUAAUUCCCACACCCACCAUGAUGCGAAUGAGCAUCGCGUUCGGCGCCUUCAUCGUAGUGUGGUGCUCCGCAAACAUCAUGGCCGCAUUUCUCAUCUGCCGCCCACUGGCGCGAAACUGGGACUUUACCGUACCUGGAACAUGCGGAAGUCAACCGGAUUUCUACUUCACAAUGGGCAUCGUGAAUCUCAUCACCGACGCCGUCCUCAUCGGAAUGCCCAUGCCAUAUCUCUACAAACUCGUCAUGCCAAUGCGCAAAAAACUCCUCGCCAUGGGUCUCCUCAGCAUCGGAAUAGGCACAUGGGCCAUAACCAUUUACCGCCAAACACUCCUCCCAGGCCUCGACUUCGCAGACAUGACCCACUCCGGCGUCCUCGCCACACUCCUCUCAGGCCUCGAACCCGCCGUCGCCAUCGUCCUCGCCUGCGUGCCUCUGCUCCGCCCUCUCUUCGGCAAACCACGCCAGAACCUCGACUCCGGGUACCAAUACGGCAGCAAAAGCGGCAAGCAAAUCAGCUUCAUGUCGAAAAGAGGGGGAGGCGCAUCGCGAGGCUUGGAUCCAACAGCCACGUUUUCCGAACUGGUAGAUCAGACGAAUAAUUCGUCGCAGAUUGAGCUUAGGCCGGUAGAGGGGAUACAGAGGGUUUGUAUUUCGUCGGAUGAGGAGAGGGGGAAGAUGAUGCAAAAGGGGGGUGUGUCGUCGAGGACGAUUAGUGUGGAGAGGAUGUGGGAGGUUAGGAGUCACUGA
Molecule: messenger RNA, 1107 nt
Organism: Bipolaris sorokiniana ND90Pr
Lineage: Eukaryota; Fungi; Ascomycota; Dothideomycetes; Pleosporales; Pleosporaceae
Exons: 4
Coding region: 1-1107 (368 amino acids)
Source: RefSeq, a predicted model, not a curated record